UUGCAGUCAGCCAGCGAGGAUGAGACACCUGGUGAUCGCGCUGACGGCCUGUGUGCUGGCGGUCGGCGGGGCAGAGGACCUGGAGUGGUGGCAGAGGACUGUCCUGUACCAGGUGUACCCGCGCUCCUUCAAGGACAGCGAUGGUGACGGCAUGGGCGACCUGCAAGGGAUAAUAGAGAAGAUGGAUCACAUAAAAGAUGCUGGGGCGGACGCAUUUUGGAUGUCGCCCAUAUUCACUUCGCCAGGAGUCGAUUCUGGCUACGAUAUCUCGAACUACACCGAGAUCGACCCGAUGUUCGGGACCAUGGAAGACUUCGAAGACCUGAUCUACAAGGCGAACGAACUAGAUCUGAAGGUGCUGCUCGAUCUGGUACCCAACCACGUGAGCAACGAAAGUGAGUGGUUUGUGAAAUCCGUGCAGAGGAUCGAGCCGUACACUAAUUAUUUCGUGUGGGCUGACCCGAAGUACGACGAGAACGGCACCAGACUGCCGCCGAACAACUGGCUGAGCUACUUCGGCGGGUCGGCCUGGGAGUGGCGCGAGGAGAGGCAGCAGUACUACCUGCACCAGUUCGUCGUGCAACAGCCCGACCUUAACUACCGCUACAAGCCCGUGGCCGAGGAGAUCAAGGGCGUGAUGCGGUUCUGGCUGGACAAGGGCGUGCACGGCUUCCGGGUGGACGCCGUGUCGUGUCUGUACGAGGACAGACGCCUGCGCGACGAGCCGCCGUCGGGCCAGAACGGCACGGCGCCCGACCAGGAGGGCUCCCUCAGCCACGUCUACACGCACAACCAGCCCGGCAACUACGAGCUCAUCCACCAGUGGCGCGAGGUGGUCGACGAGUACACGAGGCAGGACGGCGUCGCGAGGAUCCUGAUCACUGAGGGAGACUCAGGACUGAACUACACCUUCAAGUACUACGGACCGAAGACUCGGCCAGGCGCUCACCUGAACUUCAACCUGUUCCUGUUCCAAGUCCUGUACAAGGACGCCGACGCCUUCGCCUACAACGAGACCAUCAACACGUGGCUGGAGCACAAGCCCGACCACUGCUGGCCCAACUGGCUGGUGGGGAACCACGACAACGCGCGGGUGGCGACGCGCGCCGGGCAGGCCCUGGUGGACGCCGUGAACGCAGUGCUGCUGUGGCUGCCGGGCACCGCCAUCACCUACAACGGCGAGGAGAUCGGCAUGAACAACACGCACGUGAGCUGGAACCAGACAGUGGACCCGCCCGGCAGAAGGGCUGGCCCGCAGAACUACAGCUCGUUCAGCCGCGACCCGGAGCGCACGCCCUUCCAGUGGGACAACUCCACCAGCGCCGGGUUCUCCAGCAGCAACGACACCUGGCUGCCCGUCAACAGCAACUACAAACAGUUGAACCUCCAGCAACAACAAGAAGCCAGCGAGAGCCACUACAAGGUCUACAAACAGCUGGUGGCUGAGAGGAAGUCCAAGACCCUUCAGAAGGGAAAAACUAUAGCUGAAGCCGUGACGAAGGAAGUCUUUGCUCUUGUCAGGGAGUUGGACGGCGAAGAUACGUACAUUCUGGCUGUGAACUUGGGCAACGAGACAACAAGGACGGACCUGACAGCAUCCAUCCCCUCUCUCCCGACCAGCGCGGCGGUGGUGGUGGCGAGUGUGGGCUCUGGCUUCAUCAGAGGAGAGAUACUGAACACGACAGAAAUCUCUAUCCCUUCGAAAGGCUUCGUGGGUUUGAAAGGAUCACCGAUGAAGUCACAUUCAGCUUCAUUUUCUUCUUCUCCGUCGUCUUCAGAAAGUUGGAAAGCGUUGUUCUUUUUCUUCAAGAGGUGGGACAGCGCACCCACAGUUACACGAUGUGCUGACGGCCAUGCUUGUACUGAAAGUUAGUUACUCGGCCACACUUUAGCAUCGUCUGAGACACGAAGUUAGAUGAAUACUGCUUGAAUGUAUUGAAAAGGCGAGAUGUAAGAUCGAGUUAGAUUUGAUCGACUACUUGAUUGUAGAAGUUAAAUUAACGGGACCUCAUGUGCUGAAAGGGUUUGACCAUUUAUGAUAUAUUGGUGUAGUGGCACAUGAGCUUUGUCACUGGGAACCUGGUGCCAGCUGGAUCUAGGAGUAUACUCUACCUCCGCAGCGUUAUUUCAUGUGAACCACUUUCUUUAAUACUUAUAAAGUCGCGAGCUACCAGAGAACUUGCACGAUGGCGUAAGGAAUUGAAAACAGAAAGUGGAAGACGUUGAAUCAAAAUCGAGAGGGUGCUUAUGUUAGGCUUUUUAACUAAAGUACUUAUACGGGAAGUCCAAAGUUCUUUAACAUCUACGCGCUUACGUGUUUAUACUUUGUUUAGCUUAGUUAAUUUUGGGUAUAAGGGAAUCAUCAUUUUGCUCGCGAAUGUUUGGUAGAUUUGAGAAGUAAGUCAUUUAUAAACAUUGACUUUAAACAUUCGCACUUUCUGCGUCAACAGUAAAAGCUAUUCCGUGGUCUGAUUUGUUUAAGUCUUUAAAAAUGUAUACCUGCAGAUACUCUUAACUCAUUGUAUAAUGUGUACGUUAUAAAUAGUUGCGUAUUUCUUGUUACAAAUAGUUGUGUAUUUAUUGUUACAAAUAGUUGCGUAUUUCUUGUCAUAAAGUCGUUUGCUAUCGAGAGAUUCAGCACAAAAAUAAAAUAUUUUCGUCGUUACCAUAAAAUGCUUAAUGCAGCUUAUAAAUGCACACUGCCAAAGUUGUGACAGAAAGAAAAAAUGGCUUUUAUUUUUUAAAUAGGCUUGUGCUAAAGAAGCCCAUAUAAGUUAUUGCUGUAUAUUUUUACUUUUUUUUUGUACCGGAUUAAAGUUCAACUAAAAAUACUCUUGACAAAAUGAAAAAAAAAAAUCUUAAAGAAGCAAAAAAUAAAAAAAAUAAAUGUACUAGCUAAAUUUGUAUGUUGCUGAUUGUAAUCGUUUGUAAUGUCAACACAUAUAUUUCAUAGCAAAUAUUUUUUUUUUGUUUUUUGUUAACAAAACAACAUGUAAUGUUCUAUCUAGUAAAGUAGUAAACAAGUAAAUGCAGAAAACAAUUGUUUGUGGUAACAUGAUUUUACAGUAAUGAAUUUUAUAUUAAUGAAUAUAGUUGAUUUAUGGUAUAAAUGAAAGCCCUGUUCAGUUUAUUUUUUCUAGACACAUUUUAUUAUUCCGAAACAUGGCAGACUGUUCGUUGCCAUGUAACUAGCGAAUAGUGUUCAUACGCGAGCCAAAUAGAACAUAAAUACAGUUGAUACUAAUAUUUACGUUAGUAUCACACUGGCUCUCACUCGAAUGCAAACACAUUGCGAACAGUUACAGAUUUCACUGGCCACAUUCUCUACUUUUAAAUUGUAAUAAGAUGUUAAAACACCGAACUACUAUCGAAGUAAGUAGUCAACGGUUACAGUUAUGCGAGGAGUCGAUAAGUCAUAGUCAGCGACGAUUCUACAAAUUUUCUCGUAAUAGUAUUGAGAUAAAAGAAAAUUUACUAAAACUACAAAAAAUAUGUGAUUGUCUAGUCAUAAUAAUAACUCAUAAAUUGAUUCCUUAAUUUUUUUAACAUUGUAAAUGUAUGGAAUUAUAUUUUUUAUCUUUUAUAUCUUAGGUAUAAGUUUUAGUUGCAUUUUAUUCACUUACUAACAAUCAUAUUUGUUAUAUAAAAUUAAUUUAGUUUGUAAGUUUUAUUUUGGUAUUUUCUGAAAAUAUUCUUGUUAAACAUUUAUUGUAUGGACAUUCAUUUUUGUAACUUAAAAAUGAUAGAAAUUGUAACAUAUUUUAAGAGUCAUAAUAAAUAUUUGCACUUUUAAGACUAUAA
Molecule: messenger RNA, 3801 nt
Organism: Bacillus rossius redtenbacheri
Lineage: Eukaryota; Metazoa; Arthropoda; Insecta; Phasmatodea; Bacillidae
Product: maltase 2-like
Exons: 10
Coding region: 20-1873 (617 amino acids)
Biological process (GO): carbohydrate metabolic process
Source: RefSeq, a predicted model, not a curated record